Messenger RNA from Striga hermonthica, 618 nucleotides. The record is from the annotation of a GenBank genome assembly. Lineage: Eukaryota; Viridiplantae; Streptophyta; Magnoliopsida; Lamiales; Orobanchaceae.
AUGUCGGAAAAAAUCUGCGCCGACCACAAGCACGACGUCAGGCGCCGCCGUCGCCUCCUUGCGUGCCUCUUUGCCCUUGUCAUCGCCACUGUCCUCGUCGGCAUCCUCGUCUUCGCCAUCCUCCGCCCCUCGAAACCCGUCUUCACCCUCGAGGACGCCACCGUCUUCCGCCUCAACAUCUCUGCCGCCCCCAACGCCAUCUCGGCCGCAGUCCAGGUCACCGUGUCGGCCCGCAACCCAAAUGGCAAGGCCGGCAUCUACUACGAGUCCCUCCACAUGUACGCUAACUACCAGAGCCAACAGGUGACUUACGUCGCGGCAAUCCCACCGGCCUACCAGGGCCCGCAGGGGGUCGAUGUGUGGUCCCCGCUCGUGUACGGCGACUCUGUCCCCAUAGCUCCAUACAACGGGCUCGCCCUUGCCCGGGAUGUGGCGGGCGGGUCGGUCCAGCUAGACGUAAGGAUCAACGGGCGGAUCAGGUGGCGGAUUGGGCCGGUCAUCACGGGUCGUGUCCACUUGCAUGUGGCCUGUCCGGCGGUGAUACCCGUAGGGCGCGAGGUCGUGGUCGGGGGUACGGUCAAGUACCAACUAUCGCAGAGCUGUAGCGUCAGCGUCUGA